Magallana angulata is the source of this 1826-nucleotide messenger RNA. Its product is annotated as 1-acyl-sn-glycerol-3-phosphate acyltransferase epsilon-like. Lineage: Eukaryota; Metazoa; Mollusca; Bivalvia; Ostreida; Ostreidae. Bases 70 to 1173 code for a protein of 367 amino acids. The record is from RefSeq and is a predicted model, not a curated record. Gene Ontology annotation, cellular component: mitochondrion; endomembrane system. The transcript is spliced from 8 exons. Gene Ontology annotation, molecular function: acyltransferase activity.
UACGCUUUCAUACCGGAAGUAGCACAUGUUAUAACCCUAAACAAACUCGAAGUUGGAUGGGGAAAUGCGAUGUUGUCAAUAUUGGUUCAUGCACAAUCUGUACGAUGGCUUUUUCCCGCGGCUGCAAUGCUCAGUGCAGCUCCCAUACAUAUCACAGUUUGGACCGCCGUGCGGUUGCUGACUUUGCCGUUACCCCGGAGGGUUUAUAGAGCUUUGGAUGAUUCCCUAUACUCUACUUACCAAAGAUAUGUCUUGUUCUUUAUGCGUUGUUAUACUGGUGCAGAGAUAUACACUUAUGGUGAUACAGAUGAUGCAGCUGAUCACAAAGAAAAUGCAGUUUUCAUCUGCAAUCACCAGUCAACCAUGGAUUGGGUGGUUGCCAACAUGGUUGCCUUACAACACAAAUCUCUUGGACAUGUUAGAUAUGUGAUAAAAGAUGGACUGAAAUAUUUCCCACUCUAUGGGUUUUAUUUUAAGCAACAUGAUUGUAUAUUUGUUAGAAGAGGGAAUUUUAGUAAAGAAUCCAUGGAGAAACAGGUGAAGAGGAUAGCAAAGAGAAAGGAACCGGUAUGGAUGAUAAUUUUCCCUGAAGGAACAAGGUUUAACCCAAUGAACAAAGAAUCCAUAAAGAAGUCGAGAACAUUGGCAGAAAAGAAAGGUGUGGUUCCAAUGGAGCAUGUCCUUCCACCAAAGAUGGGAGCAAUGCAUGUUUGUCUAGAACAGCUGAGGGGUCAUGCUACAGUUAUCUAUGAUGUCACGAUUGCCUUCAGUAACACCACGACGGGGUCAGGACAGAGGACAGAGUCCCCCGGGAUGCCAGAAUUUCUGAUGCAAGCUUCCCCUGAGAUCCAUCUGAAUGUAGAGAAAAUAAAGAUAACAGAUGUCCCGACUGACGGGGACCAGUUACAGGCCUGGUUAGAUCAACAAUUCCAGAAGAAAGACAGAUUGCUGUCUCAUUUCUACUCUUUGGACAAAGACAAAGCUGGCAAGUUUCCAGGAAAGAAGAAUCAUCUGCAGAUCACCCUUGCACAGACUGUGCCAGCAGCCAUCUUUUAUAAUGGCUGCCUGUGCUUGAUGCUGACAACUCCCGCGACUCGUUCAUUAUACUGGAAAAUCUCCCUGUUUGGAACUGUGUUAGGAUGUGUCUGGAUGUCAUUCAGAUCCCAAGCAUAGACUUUGUCGAGUGUGUGUAAAAGCAGAUGUGUGAUAUUUACUUUUUCCUGAUUAACUCCCAUCGAUUUGCUACAAGUUUUAUUUGGAAUGAAUGUGUUUUUUAAAGUAUGAUUUUUUACAAAGUAUAUUUGUCAUAACGUUUGCUGUAAACUUGAAGAUACUUUUUUUCUUAAUAUGAUCAGCAACUUACAAAAUAUAUUGCAACUGCUUGUGUUCAGUUAAAGUGAUAUUAAGGUUUAUUUUGGAAAUUUGAAGAAAUUUUAUUCUACUACCUCUUUCUUCACUAUGAUCUGUUUUUGGCCUUGUUAUAAAUCUGUAACAUCUUCCAGACAUUUGGACUGCUUCUUUUGUGUUUUGCUGUGUUUGCCUGCGCUAGAUUUACACCAUUUGCAUUUUUAUUCUGUGAAACAGACUAACAGUACAUGUUUUUGUUAUGUAUUUUUAAAAUUUUUAUAUCCGUCUGGUUAGGAUUCAUACAUGCAGCUUUUGAUUUAAAAUAGGCUUUAAUUUUGUAUCAGAUACAUUUAGUGAAUACAUAGAAAUGAAAGUAGUAAUUUGAUUAUCACUUACUGUGAUAACCAGUAAAAGAUUUGCUAUGUAUGUUUUUUCUUUGUAUGGAGUUUACAAAAGAUAAAGAUCUUGUUUAAUUCAUA